AGCAACAUACGCCAUUGAGCUACAAUUCCGCUAGCUUAAUUCCAAAGGAUUGGCUAUGCAUCUUCAUCUCUUUCCCCCUUUCACAAUUCUUCUUAAUUUAAUGUUCACCAUUCAUAACAACAACAAAAGAUGCACUUGAUGAAAAGCCAUCAUCACCAUUACUAUUAUUCCCCCAAGACAAUCUUCCUACUCUCCUCCUCCUUGUUGGCCAUAUUCCUCCUCUCUUCCUUCCUCCUCCUCCCCGACUCUACCCUCUCCUUCCUCCUCCGUGGCUCCGCCUCCCAACGCCAUGCCCCGCCGCCGCCCCCUCCGUUGUCCCUCCGCCACGUCGUGUUCGGGAUCGCCUCGAACGCGAACUCGUGGCGGAGGCGCAAGGAGUACGUCAAGCUCUGGUGGCGGCCCGCGGAGAUGAGGGGUUGCGUUUUCCUCGAGCGGGAAAACGCGACCUCUGCCUCCGACAACGACACCGCCCUCCUCCCGCCCGUGUGCGUCUCCGGGGACACGUCCCGGUUCCGCUACACGUACGGGGCGACGGGGAAGGGGACGCCCUCGGCCAUACGCGUGGCCCGCGUGGUCUCGGAGACCGUGGCCCUGAACCACACGGGCGUGAGGUGGUUCGUGUUUGGGGACGACGACACCGUCUUCUUCCCAGAGAACCUGGUGAAGACGCUGUCCAAGUACGACCACGGGUUGUGGUACUACAUCGGGGCCAACUCCGAGAGCCACGCCCAGAACAAGUUCUUCUCCUACGGGAUGGCGUUCGGCGGGGCUGGAUUCGCCAUUAGCUAUCCUCUGGCUAAAGUCUUGGCUAGAGUUUUGGAUUCAUGCCUGGAAAGAUAUCCACAUCUCUAUGGAAGUGAUGCCCGAAUCCAUGCCUGUUUAUCCGAGCUCGGCAUUUCUUUAACUCUCGAGCCCGGAUUUCAUCAGUUGGAUGUUCAAGGGAACGUGUUCGGAUUGCUGGCGGCGCAUCCGGUGAGACCGUUGGUCUCACUCCACCAUAUGGAUGUAUUGUUUUCGAUAUUCCCACACAUGACGAUAAUCAAAUCUCUCCGGCACCUGUACGCCGCCGCGGCGGUGGACCCGCACCGGAUCUUGCAGCAGACGGUGUGCUACGACCGGUGGUUUUCGUGGACAGUGUCGGUGUCGUGGGGGUACGCGGUCCAGGUGUUCGGGAACCACGUCCGGCUGCCGGAGGCUCUCCGGGUGCAGCAGAGCUACAUGCCGUGGAAGAAGGGCGGGAGGGGGAUGGUUUAUGACUUCGACACGUGGGAUUUCAACCCCGACCCCUGCCGGAGGCAGCCCAUUUUUUUCUUCACUAAUGCUUCUUCCGCCGCGGGCGGCGGCGGCGGUGAUCGGGUCUCCACCGUGUACCGGAAGAUGACCAAGGAGAAAUGCAGAUUUGACUUGGCAUCUCCGAGGAAACUCGAGGAAAUCAAAGUUCAUUCCCACAAGUUGGUCCUUGACCGGAAUCAGUUGCUAGCACCAAGAAGGCAAUGCUGUGAUGUGUUAGCUUCAACUUCAGAAAGAGUAAUGGAGAUUGAGAUUAGAGAAUGUAAAGAAGAUGAGAUUACUUUUCUCCAGCAAUGAUGAAAAUGGUGGGUGUGACCAAAUUUCUCACAAUCAAAGUGCUUAAUUACUGUAAUUUAGACCUCAGAUCAAUUUUUUUGUUUGUUUUUUUUUGGUUUGUUUUGGUUUAAGGACACAAAGUCAUGUAUGUAUGAGUAAAUAGGGACAGAAAUUUAGGGCUGGAAUUUCAAUGUUCUGCUCAUAGGUCAUUAGAUCAACGUGUAACAGGUUGACAUCUGCUGUUGAGCAGAAUAUAGUUUUAGACAUAACAAAUUUCUGAAAUAAAGUGUUUGAUAUAUC
This is a messenger RNA of Cuscuta campestris, 1866 nucleotides long. The record is from the annotation of a GenBank genome assembly. Lineage: Eukaryota; Viridiplantae; Streptophyta; Magnoliopsida; Solanales; Convolvulaceae.